GGAAAGCUGCGGCGGGAAGAUCUGUCCGUCCUGUAAUGGUGGUUACCUCAUAGCUGUGGUGAAUAGGGAAGUGUGAGGAUUCAACGUGACUUAAGAGCGCUCGCAUCUGCUCGUGAGAGGUCUUCAUGCUGCGCACUGUGUUAUACGGUUCACCUUUUAGCAGUGAAUAGAGAUCAUCUAGGAUCGGAGACACCAGAACCACCCGUUCUAUCAGCUCAGUGCGAUAUUUGUCCACAAAAUGCUGCUCAUCUGCAAUGAGAAGAUACAACAUGAGAGAUUGUCUAUCACCCCUAUAUCUUCUAUGAAGAAGCCUCCAUUAAUAUGUCGUCCCCUGAGCCGCUUCCUCAGUCCCUUCUGGAAAAACAUAAUAACGCAGAGGUCAGAGGAGACCACAAGGUGUCUCCUUCCUCCACGUCCCCGGUGACUUCCUGGUCAACCUUCAGAAUGGCGAACCCCCAGCUAGUACAGGGCAUGCAGAACGACCUGACCUGUCAGCUGUGUCUGGAGCUCUUCCGAUCACCUAUCACACCUGAAUGUGGACACACGUUCUGCCAGAGCUGCCUGACCCAGACCCCCAAGAGCCCGGAACAAAAUGGCUCCACACUCUGCCCUACAUGCCAGGCCCCGAUCCGCCCUGAAACCCUUCACAUCAAUCGUCAGCUGGAACAUCUGGUCCAAAGCUUCAAGCAGGUCCCACAGGGUCAUUGUCUGGAACAUCUGGACCCGCUGAGUGUCUUCUGUGAGCAGGAUAAGGAGCUGAUCUGUGGGGUGUGCGCCUCCCUGGGGAAACACAAGGGCCACAACAUCAUCACCGCCUCCGAGGCCCACACCAAAAUGAAGAGACAACUCCCCCAGCAGCAGGUUGUUCUGCAGGAGGCCCGAUUGAGGAAGGAGAAGACGGUGGCUCUGCUGGACAGACAGGUGGCUGAAGUGAAGGACACAGUUUCCCGGUUUAAGUCCAGUGUGAAGGAUCAGCUGAACACCAUGCGCUCCUAUCUGAACAUCAUGGAGUCCUCACUAUGUAAAGAGGCAGACAAGGCCGAGGUAAAUGCCAGCGCCGCCCUCCUGGGGGAGAGGAAGACCAUGGCCCAUUAUGUGGAGCAGCUCGGCCAGAUGGACGGAGUCCUGAAAGACCUGGAAGGACAGGAACAGACAGAAUUCCUGCGGAAAUUUUGCGUGGUGUCUUCCAGACUUGGUAAAAUCUUGUCGGAGUCUCCUCUUCCCGGGCGCCUGGAUAUUCAGCUUCCCAUUAUAUCUGAUGAGUUCAAGUUCCAGGUGUGGAGGAAGAUGUUCCGGGCGUUAAUGCCAGCUUUGGAAAACCUGACCUUUGACCCAGACACAGCCCAGCAGAACUUGGUGGUCUCGGCAGACGGUAAAUCAGUGGAGUGUUCUGACCACAAGCAGCCUGUGUCCGACGAUCCCGGACGCUUCGACAAAGGCAACUGUUUGGUCACCAAAGAAAGCUUCACUGAAGGAGAACACUACUGGGAGGUGCUGGUGGAGGACAAGCCAAGGUGGGCACUGGGCGUCAUCUCCGAAACCGCCAACCGCAAGGGCAAGCUGCACGCCUGCCCCUCCAAUGGCUUUUGGCUCAUUGGUUGCAAGGAAGGGAAGGUGUACGAGGCCCACGCGGAGCAGAAGGAGCCACGUCUCCUGCGGGUGGACGGGCGCCCGGAGAAGAUUGGCGUCUACCUGAGCUUCUCUGACGGGGUCAUCUCCUUCUUUGAUUCGGGUGAUGAGGACAAUGUGAAACUCCUGUACACCUUCCACGAGCGCUUCUCUGGGCGCCUCCAUCCCUUCUUUGAUGUUUGCUGGCACGACAAGGGAAAGAACAGCCAACCCCUGAAGAUCUAUGUGCCAACUGGAGGCCACUGAUUGCCACCAGGGCACAGUCUAUAUAGACGUAUAUAUGUAUAACACAUAGCCACACAUGGGCAUAUAUAUAUAUAUAUAUAUAUAUAUAUAUAUAUAUACAUAUAUAUAUAUAUAU
Hyla sarda is the source of this 1990-nucleotide messenger RNA. RefSeq names its product tripartite motif containing 72 (gene TRIM72). The record is from RefSeq and is a predicted model, not a curated record. Gene Ontology annotation, molecular function: protein binding; zinc ion binding. The transcript has 10 exons. The coding region runs from base 322 to 1875 and encodes 517 amino acids. Lineage: Eukaryota; Metazoa; Chordata; Amphibia; Anura; Hylidae.